UUGCUUCAGGCGACUGCUGUUGGAUCACAUCCGGAAACAUUAUCAUCAAACAGUGCUCAUCACUCGAAAAGUCAUCACGAUGGUAAUAGAGUGGCGGCGCAUCAAUCACAUUCGGAUGAAUUGGCACGAUCCCGUCGACGAACGACGAAAACUGAAGACGUUACGAACGGUGGUUAUCGACCAACGCCAAUCUCUGAUCUACCACCGCGUUCCGAUGCUUUGCUCGGCAUUCCGGUCAUACAGUUUGAGCGUGAUCCAUCUGUGACCGGUAUUCUCAAACGACGUCACGCCAUUGCUCAACAGCAGCAGCACGCCUCAUCCACUUCACUGUCGUCCGAUUCUCCAGGAACCCCGAAUACUCAGCUAGUCGAUGAGAGACUGAAUGCGGAAAAUUCAUCUCGGCAGCUAACUUCUACGCCGCCGCAGCCUUCAACUUCAACAACCAAAGAACCACUGGCGGCUUCGAGUCACCACCACUCAAUACACGAUUCAUCUAUCGUUCAGAAAUCGCAAGCUGGAGGAGCUGAUGGAAGCAUCCCGACAACAUCGACGUCAACAAUGAGUAGUGCACUGCCAUCAUCGUCAUCAGCUGAUAGCGAACGUGAAUCGUUUUCAGAAACUGGUGCAACAGCAGCAAAAACGAAUCUGGAACGUGGUGGUCGGCGUCUUUGCGAUGCAACUGAGCAAUUUCCGAUGGCACCACCGAAAUUAGUUGAGCCCAAACUGAUUACACCGCUGAUUGAACCUAAACCAAUAGCCAAGAAACUUUCAUCUUCAGCGUUAUAG
This is a messenger RNA of Anisakis simplex (herring worm), 786 nucleotides long. Lineage: Eukaryota; Metazoa; Nematoda; Chromadorea; Rhabditida; Anisakidae. The record is from the annotation of a GenBank genome assembly.